Molecule: messenger RNA, 765 nt
Organism: Scheffersomyces coipomensis
Lineage: Eukaryota; Fungi; Ascomycota; Pichiomycetes; Serinales; Debaryomycetaceae
Product: acetate uptake transporter family protein
Exons: 1
Coding region: 1-765 (254 amino acids)
Cellular component (GO): plasma membrane
Molecular function (GO): acetate transmembrane transporter activity
Source: RefSeq, a predicted model, not a curated record
AUGUCAUAUUCUAUCUCAUCUGAAACAGAAUCGAUUCAAUCUUGUAAACCAGUUCGUUAUGCUGGAGACUCUAGAGAAUAUGUUGUCAUAGGAAAUCAUAAAUAUUUGCGAAAUGAAUUAAUGGAAGCUUUUGGUGGUACAUUAAAUCCAGGGUUAUCUCCACCACCAGUUCAUAAAUUUGGUAAUGCAUCAGCUUUAGGGUUAGGAGCUUUUUCGUUGACAGCUUUUACUCUUGGAUUAUACUCUCUUAAUACCAGACAUAUUCAAAUUCCUGAUUUGAUUUUGUCUUUACUUUUCAUGUAUGGUGGUACUUGUCUUUUUCUUGCUGGUGUAUGGGAAUUGGUUAUUGGAAAUACUUUUGCUGCAACAGCAUUUGCUAGUUUGGGACCUUUCUUUAUGGGUUAUGGAGCAACAUUAAUUCCUUCUUUUGGUAUUCUGGCUGCUUACGCAGAUGAGCCAGAACAAUUGGCUCAAGCUCUUGGGUUUUACUUUCUUGGUUGGGGAAUAUUUGUAUUCAUGCUAUUGUUAUGCACAUUGAAAUCUACUGUCAUGUUCAUUUUAACAAUUCUCACCACAGACAUUGCAUUCUUUUUGUUAGCUAUUGCUCAGAUGACUGGUUCACCUACUGUUGGUAGAGCCGGUGGUAUAUUUGUUAUAAUAACUGCUCUCUGCGGUUGGUAUAAUAUGUUUGAGGGUAUGGCCAAUUCGACCAACAGUUAUAUUGUUCCACCACCAAUGCCAUUACCUGUCUUUGGAAAACGUUAA